AAUGGUGACGAUACUAUGUCCACAUCCUCUCUCUCUCUCUCUCUCUGUAUUCCAUGGAAUCUUCUGGCUGCUUUUUGAUGGUUCUCUUGUACCAAAAGUAACGAAUUGAACUCCCGAUUUUCCUCCGCGCGCUCUGGUUUUUCAACGCAUAGCUUCAUCCAAAUUCAUAGUCUUAUUCAAGAGGAGCAGAGGAACGAAUUCGACUGGAUGGAGUUCGAGGCAGAGAUUGAUCGCUUGCCGAUUGACCUUCUGGCUCAUAUUUUUGCGAUGAUCAAGUCCUUCACUGAUUUGGCCCAGGCCAGCGGCGUGUGCAGGAAAUGGAAGGAGGGAGUCAAACUGUCUCUAGGUAGCAGGGAGAGUUUGAGCUUUGCUGGUUGGAAGAUGGAUGAUGACUCCACUGCUCGCCUCAUUCGCCAUGCCUACAGUCUUCGAGAGCUCGACAUCUCAAGAAGCCGCUGGGGUUGCCAAAUAACUGACGCUGGAUUGUGCAAAAUUUCUCUUGCAAAGUGCAUUCCCAACCUCACGUCCGUUUCGCUAUGGGGUAUGGCGGGGAUCACUGACAAGGGCGUUGUGCAGCUGAUUUCCCGAGCGAAUUCCUUGCUAAACCUGAACAUCGGCGGUACCUUUGUUACGGAUAUCUCCCUAUUUGCAAUAGCAGAUAACUGUCCAAAUUUAAAGACCAUUGUCCUCUGGAGCUGUCGCCAUGUAACAGAGAGCGGGCUUCUUGUUCUCGUAAGCAAAUGUCGCAAACUCCAGUCAAUAAACGUUUGGGGAAUGAGGGUUCCUGUAGACUGCUUCAUUGGUUUGGUUGCUAUAAGUCCAGCACUCCAAAUAAAAUCAAGAGGCCUGCUUCUGAAUUCUAGGUGGCCUGUUGUGUGAGACAAUGCUCAAAUCUACKCAUCCUGUAAAGCUUCUUUUGUAUGUAAGUUUCUAUCUUUGUAAUUACAUCUCAUUCCACUAAAAUAUGGAUUUGUCAUUGUUCCUCCAAUAAGCUGUAUUAUAGCAGUUACAGUUCAUUUAUAAAACUGCAUUCUCCUGGUGUAAAUAUAAAGGUAUGUAAGAACAAGCUUGUUUAUUUUUGGAAUAGAUAUCAUUUUAUUGCCA
Molecule: messenger RNA, 1104 nt
Organism: Momordica charantia (bitter melon)
Lineage: Eukaryota; Viridiplantae; Streptophyta; Magnoliopsida; Cucurbitales; Cucurbitaceae
Product: F-box/RNI-like superfamily protein
Biological process (GO): SCF-dependent proteasomal ubiquitin-dependent protein catabolic process
Cellular component (GO): SCF ubiquitin ligase complex
Molecular function (GO): protein binding
Source: RefSeq, a predicted model, not a curated record